This is a messenger RNA of Misgurnus anguillicaudatus (oriental weatherfish), 2325 nucleotides long. RefSeq names its product docking protein 2-like (gene dok2l). Gene Ontology annotation, cellular component: cytoplasm. The record is from RefSeq and is a predicted model, not a curated record. Gene Ontology annotation, biological process: cell surface receptor protein tyrosine kinase signaling pathway; positive regulation of MAPK cascade; Ras protein signal transduction. NCBI's taxonomy places the organism in Eukaryota, Metazoa, Chordata, Actinopteri, Cypriniformes, Cobitidae.
AGCAGACACACACACCCACUCAUCUGACUUCUCCAAGUGACAGAUUUAGACUUCAUUUUAGAAAGGAAGUAAGAAUGAGUAAAGUUUUAUAGGCCAGUCCGCCCUGCACCAGUGCCAAAACCUACACAGCAAUGCAUCUCACGCUUAAGCAAACCAUUUAAAAGCAAGAACGAGGGAAGAAAGUGAGAGCGUAGGAAAUAAAUCAAAGAGAAAGCCUAGCCGACGAACCAUGGAGGAGGACAUCAGGAGAAACGGGAAACUUUACCUCCACCAGAAACGCUUCGGAAAGAGGUGGAGGAAGGUGUGGUGCGUGUUAUAUGCCGAGGGCAGGCGCAGCGUGGCGCGGCUGGAGCUCUACGAGCAUAAACACACAUCUGUCAAGGAGGGAUCCACCAAACCCAAAGCCGACUACAAACAGGUGAUCAGGCUGAGGGAAUGCAUCAGGAUAUCGGAAAGCGAGAUGUCCGACUGCCCCAAAGACUGCGCUACUUUCCUUCUCGAAACCACUGACAAACUUUACGUGUUUGCUGCCCACCAAUCAGAAGUGGAGGAAUGGAUCAAGUGCCUUUGCGAGCAGGCAUUUCCUGAAACACGGGUCGAUAAAAGAUUGCAAAGUGGGAUCUUCUCUGAACAUGUGAGCAAUUACAGAGAAACCAAGGAAAACUCUCUCUACGACACAGCAGACAGUGUUCGAGAGUUUCUGGUCAUAGCUGUGGGUACAGAGGCUGCUGUUCGCUGCAAUCUGUAUGGAGAAUAUAUCCUUUUACCUCAACUUGACUGUUUACUCCUGAAAGACUACAAGACAAAGCAAGUGCUUCUUAAAUGGCCUUACUGCUAUGUCAGAAAGUUUGGUCAAGACACGCUGUCUUUCUCAUUUGAGGCCGGCCGCAGAUGUGAAUCCGGGGAGGGGAAUUUCGAGUUUGCAACCCCUCAGGGUGAAAGGCUGUUUAACAUCGUCAAUGAAGCCAUCCAGCAUCUACCCAAAUCCACCACAGCUAAGCAAGGCGGCGGCAGACAUGAAACCCAAAGCAGAGAUCCAGAAACUUCAGAGACUGAUGUAAUAUAUGAUGAUGCCACUGUAAGUGACUGUUUACCGAGAACGGCUCAUCAUCCAGCGAAAAUGCUCAACCCGUCCAUGAAGAGCUUUUCUUUGAAUGCAAUACAACUUUCAAGUCAAGCGACAAGCCUCAAAGCCAACACUGAGAAUGAGGAACCGUUAUAUGCCAUGGUGUCAAAAGCUCAGCCAAAAGUUACUUCCUCUACAGACCCUCAAACGCACUGGCAGAACCUGAAGAAAAACAUCCAUCAGUUUGGGUCGUCUCAGGACUCUUUCACAGCGGACACUGACAUUUCGGAGUUUGCUUUCGUGGUUCCCCGGGAAGAGGAAGCGAAUGAAGAGACGGUGGCUGGAGAAGAUUCGACUGACUUGUUGAGUGAUUCCAUCCACCAGUUAGCAAUUAAUGAUGCAUUGAAGAACAUCGGCGCGGAAGCAAUUUACGCCGAUCCACAGGAACUCGAACACACAGCUGAGUGGGACGUCGAUGCUGUUUAUGACGAACCCGAGGUGGUCAUCAUUAGCAAUCAAAGAGCCCCCGAUGGGGAGGACCACCCGGCUCUGCAUGACUUCCUCUAUGGCCUUGAUACUCCCAUUACGCAGAUCACAGAUGCCAAGUCUGACCCUAGUCAAAGUUCGGAUGACUCAUUCUCACAUUAUGACAAUUUUAGGUUAAAAGGGAGGCGAAUGUAAAAUGGUAUAUGUUUUUACAAAGCAUUAGACAAGACGAAAUUAUAUUUAUGCAUUUAGCAGAUGCUUUUACACAAAGCGACUUACAGUGCAUUUAAGCUAUAUGUGUGAGAAUCAAAUUCCUGAGAAUCAAAGCAAUUACAUUUAAUUUAUUAAAAUAAAAAUCAGGUCAUGGUGCAAACAGACCCCCCCCCCAAAAGAAAAAAGGCUAAAUGCAGUUUGCAUGGCACAGACUGACCCUGGUUGUAAAACCCUUACUGUUUUUCAACACUCUAAGAAAGCAUGUGUUCAUUUUUUACACAUCUUUUUGUGUUAUGCUUUUAACACAUUAUCUGUCAUUUUAACACAUUAUGUGUCAUUUUGUGUUGAUUUUGUGUUAAAAUAAAACACAAGUUGUGUUAAAAGUAACAUAUUAAUAAUGUGUCAUUUCAAUAAUAACACAGAGAUGUGUGGACUACAGCAAAAAAAAAAAUUUUUUUGGCCAAAAAUAUAUUUUAAAUAUAUGCUAAAUACAAGGUAAAGCUGAAUUAAAUAUAUUUUUAAAUUUAAAAAAGUAUAUUUAGCUUUAAACUUCAUAUAUA